Messenger RNA from Penicillium odoratum, 2532 nucleotides. Its product is annotated as transcription factor domain-containing protein. The transcript is spliced from 6 exons. Gene Ontology annotation, cellular component: nucleus. Bases 1 to 2532 code for a protein of 843 amino acids. NCBI's taxonomy places the organism in Eukaryota, Fungi, Ascomycota, Eurotiomycetes, Eurotiales, Aspergillaceae. Gene Ontology annotation, biological process: DNA-templated transcription; regulation of DNA-templated transcription. Gene Ontology annotation, molecular function: zinc ion binding; DNA binding; DNA-binding transcription factor activity, RNA polymerase II-specific. The record is from RefSeq and is a predicted model, not a curated record.
AUGUCUCGUCCUCAGGUCAGUAUCGACCGGCUUAUGCCUCGCCGCGCGACAAUCGAACCGCGGGAGGCAAUGAACUGCAAAUCCUGUCGCAAAAGAAAGAUCAAAUGUAAUCGCCUGCGACCAAGCUGCGAGGCCUGCAAGGUCUUUCAAUGUGCUUGCGUGUAUGAUGCCAUUCCGAAAAAACGUGGUCCAAAAACCGAUGUUCUGGAAGCUCUACUCAAGCGAGUGGAUGGUCUGGAAAAACGACUUCAGGAUGAAAAGAAUCCCAUCUCACCUACCUCUCCGGAGAAAAAACCCGAGGAGCUCCCGCUCAGCCAGCCAAAUGGCCGUCGCAACACCAUCGACGCCUCGGCUUUCUCUCCAUACACUCCAAGUGACUCGCGACCGUCAAUAUCGACCCCUUUAUCCCAGACAGAACAGUUCUCAAGGUCAGCGACACAUGGCUCAUCUCUGGGCUUCUCUCAGCCAACUCCGACCCCGAAUGGCGUGUUGUCCGAAAUACUGCUGGAUGCGUACUUUACGCGCCUGCAUGGGAAGCCCUUUUUUAUCCUAGAUGAACCAAGUACACGACAACGCUAUCAAGUAAAUCAACUCCCCGUGCAUUUGUCCAUGGCCAUUUCUGCUAUGACAUCAAGGUAUACACACACGAUUGGUCAACCCGAACAGUCCAUACACAUGGGAUUGGAGGCUGCUCUGCAAGCGCGCCGCAUGGUCGACAUAGACAAUCCCACCGUGGAAGCCUUACAAACCCUUCUACUAUUAUCGCAGGCUUUCUUUGCCUAUGGACUGGGGAAGAAGGCGUACAUGACGUUUUCAAAUUGCGUGGCAAUGGUGGUCGCUUUGGAUCUGCUCCGCGAGGUACCAUCCAAAGCCAGCCUAUCGCUCCAGGAGCGCGAGAUGAGGCGUCGGCUAUUUUGGACAGUAUACCUCAUGGAUCGCUUUAUUGUCUGUGGGUCACGUCGCCCGUGCCUUAUCUCAGACCACUCGAUUGUCCUGCGACUUCCUUCAUGGUCCCCUCAUGCAGCGGGUCUUAACAUGGAAGGGGAGUUGUUUCAUGUUGGCCCCAACAUUCAAUAUUCCGCGGACUCGCGCCGGAAAUCUCCGAGUGCUGCGUCGCUACUAAUUGACAUUACUCGGAUUCUGGGGGUGACAAACCGGUAUUUGGCUGCCGGUGGAGUCAAAGGAGACUCCCAUUUCCCUUGGCAUGCGUUAUCGAACCUAUCCAAGAUUCGACAGGAGUUGGAUAUCUGGGCCGCCGGCACACAGGAUGUGUUUGCCUCGAUCGAAACAUUAUUUGGCCAUCCAGAAAGCACCACUCUACUACUUAGCAAGUUGAUCUAUCACCUGGUCCACUGUUUGCUCUACCGUCCAUUCCUACCCAUCGACCUAGUAGAGCUAAGAGGCACGGGUCAGCAUCAAUCAUGGCAGAUCGAGGCCACCAAUUUGUGUUUCUCCCACUCGAAUGCCAUCGCAGAGCUCGUCGAACUGGGUCGCAACUCUCCCCUGGUUGAUUGGCCUGCCUUUGUUGGCUACUGUGUGUGUACUGCGGGCACCGUUCAUGUUCAUGGUGUGCACUACAAAGGUCGGGAGGGCGAGGUUUUCUCAUCCAGUGCUGAAUUUUUAACUCGGGAGAUGCAUCAAUUGACAUGGUUGCGAAAUGCUUGGGCAGGCGUGCAACAUCAACGAGAGCUACUCCAAACCAUCUAUACCUGUCACGCCGAGCUAGUGCGAAAUCUUGCGAGCAGCCCAAUGCGCUUCUCACCAGUGUUCCACCUUGAGGAUUUCCUCGACCGAUACCCCGGCUUGACGGUCGACGGAGCGCACGUUCGAUUAAUAGAUACCGGCGAUGAGCUACGACCAAGUGCUCCAAACCUGGUUGACCGACAAGACUAUUACCAACGCCCCAUGGCACCACCAUCAUUCCAAAAUCCAGGAUUCUACCCCAACACAAGGCCAACACCACCCCCCUUCCAGUCAAAUCAAAGUCCCGAAGCCGAAAGACACAACUCCUCACACUCGAUAAACAAGGCCCAGACCCAGACUGCUCUCUCCCCAUCUCUUCAAUUCCACCAACCCCCCAACCCGUCCCAACCCUCUCCCUCCCUCUCCUCUAUCUUCCCCGUCCAGGGAUCCACAGAUCUAUCUCCAAAUACACAAGACAACCACCUCGCCCUCCCCUUCUCCCCAUCAGCAUUCGGUCUCUCGCCACCCGCCUUCUUAUCCGAUCUCGCUUUAAGCAUCGCUCCCACCCCACCUUCAAAUCCACAAUACGCUACUUUCCCCUUCGACACCACACAUGCCAAUCUAAAUACCACUGCCUUAACCCCAGGUGCGCAAUCGCAAACAAGCGGUUCACAUACAGGAGGUAGUGAUACAGGAAGUUUGGAGAAAGAUCCGUUCUUGAGUUUGUUGGAGCAACUUGCGGAAAAUGAACACUCGCAGGGUGGGCCUAGUGAACUUGAUUUCUUCCUAGCGGGUGCUGUUGACCAGGAGCAGGAUAUCAAUGUUGAGGAGAAGGUUGAGGAGUUGUAA